Mesorhabditis spiculigera is the source of this 1437-nucleotide messenger RNA. The record is from the annotation of a GenBank genome assembly. Lineage: Eukaryota; Metazoa; Nematoda; Chromadorea; Rhabditida; Rhabditidae.
AUGAUCAACAAAUCAGCGGCUGUUAAAGAAAAGGUCCAAGAACUCGUCCAAACCCCGCCCCCAGAGUCAUUCCGGCAUGCCGACACGAAGGAUAGGCAUGGCAAGAAGUAUAAGCGAAAAUCCGUAUUCUCGCUCGAUGACGAUGGCAGCGACGACGAACCCUUCGCGUUAAAACCCGGAAAAGCCAAGCCGGACACGGAAAAGGCAAAAGUAUCGCUAGAGUCAUAUCUGGCCCAAGCCGAUGUGCUAGAAUGCUUUGAAUUAUGCAUAUCCUUCAUGAUGUCCUUGGAACGUCCGGCGUCGUUACCACUGAAUUCCGCCAUCCCUCCAAACUGUCAUCCGCGUUACCAGCAAAGAAAUUCCCCGAAAUCCUCACCCUUCAAGUUUGGCUACGAAGUAUCGCCCGGAGAGAAUACUAUUAAUGCGUCGCACAGAUUCCUCGUCCCAAAGGCUGGCGAGUGCGCAAAGGCCUUUGGCGCCGAUCUGUCUCACUUCUACGAUGGAUUCUUGAAUGCUGGAUCAGUCUAUCUCCUCUCCGCCUCCCCGGACGAGCAUCUCGACUAUUCUCGUGUGCACACGCUGAACCUGCAGAGCCGGCAGAUCAAUACUCACCAGUGCCGUGGCGACCCGUCUCGCGGAUUCCCGCCGGCCCGAAAGCAAGCUGGAUUGGCCUCGGUUCCUGGCUUUAUCUUGCUGGCCGGUGGCGAGGUGGCCGAUCAGUACAACGUGCAUCGCCUGCAGGACUACUGGGUGCUGAACUGCGACACGUUCGAGUGGACCCAAGUGCCCGCCUCGAUGCCGUGCCCCCUCAUCGAGCCCCGCAUCACCACAUGCAAUUCAGGCAAAGUCUACCUUUGGGGCGACCACGAUGUGCCGCUCCCCGGCAUGCCACAGCAGGGAACGCAUCUGCGCAUUUUGAAGUCACUCGAGGGAAAAGGAUUUGUCCAUGGCUCAAAUAUCCCCUUUCUGGUGUCCGGCAUGGAGAACUACAAGACGCCUCCCCCGUCAUACGACCAAAGCGCCGGCCAUUCCGUGCCCAGCUAUCAGCAAAACAACACUCCCACGCCUCCCGCCUAUCCGUCGUAUCAGCCGAUGGGUGGACAACAGCAGCCCGCGCCGCAGAUGGGCUUCAACACUGGCGGCAGCAGCCCGUACCCGCAAAACCAGAGCAGCCCUUAUCCACAGGGCGGUGCGGCACCCUAUGGAGGACAGCCGAGCUACCCGACACAAGGCGGCAGCUACCCCCGUCAGGACUACGGCGGCAACCAAGGAGAGUAUCAACCCGGCCCGGCUCCCGGCACCCAAGCCUACUACCCCCCGCAGAAGAAGGACAAGGAUUGCUCCAUCAUCAGGCCAGCACGUCGUUAUACGCAGCGCCAAGUCUUCUCGAGGGCACGUCGAUAUUGUCAUUCCAAGCGCGUGGCCGACGACGAACGC